GGCUUUCGCGGAAGCGUCUCCCGCGCGCUAUCCGAGGUGUAUUUUCUGCGUUCCUGGCUGCUGGGACCACCCGUUUCGUCUGCGGUUUGCGGCUCGGAGUGUGUCGAGUGUGGAACGCUUUUCUAUUUCCUGCCGGACUUGGGACGCGGACGCGACGCUACACGGAGCUCGUCGGCGGCGCGCGCGGAUGCACACGUGCGUGAAGACGAGUUGGUGGUGUGAUUAGCGUAGCUGUUCUGUGUCGGACCAAUCGUGGGACGCGACCAUGGAUAGCGAAGACGCCGCUGCUCGCGUGGAAAACUGUGCCCUCGACGAAGCGCUCGCCCAAAUCCGCGCUAAGGACGGCUUGAUCGCGGACCUCAAGCUGCAACUCGAGGAGAAGGAGUGCGCGAUGCGAGAGCUUCAGACUCAGCUGCACAAGUUUCGGGCGAUCAUGAAGCCGCUGACGGAGCAGCUGACGCAGAACCUGAUCUUGUGGUCGCGUCAGACGUCUCCCGGACGUGACGACGACGACGUCGCUUCUCCGUACGUCGACUCCGCGACGGCGUCUGCUGCCGCCGCGGCGGGGGCCCGACCGAAGCGUCUGGCCAUUUCGGCUGAGCCCGUGGACGCGCGCCUUCGAGACAGCAAGGUCAAGAAGGUUGUCAAGAGCGACCAAUCUCGGGAGCUGAUCAAGCAGGCGAUCCAGGACAAUGACUUCAUGAAGAACUUGGAGACGAUCCAGAUCAAGGAGAUCACGGACUGCAUGUACCCCGUGGAGUAUGCACAGGACAGCCUCAUCAUCAAGGAAGGGGAUGUUGGCUCCGUCGUUUACGUCAUGGAAGAGGGCAAAAUAGAGGUCACAAAGGAGAGCAAAUUCUUGUGCACUCUGGGGCCAGGAAAGGUCUUUGGGGAGUUGGCCAUCCUCUACAACUGCACAAGGACUGCAACUGUGAAGGCAAUUAGCGACUGCAAGCUAUGGGCCAUCGAAAGGCAGUGCUUCCAGACCAUCAUGAUGAGAACUGGGCUGGUACGGCAGUCAGAGUACACGGAAUUUCUCAAGAGUGUGCCCACCUUCAGGAAGCUUCCAGAAGAAACACUAAUAAAAAUCUCGGACGUUCUUGAGGAGACUACUUACACACAAGGUGACUACAUCAUCAGGCAAGGGGCCAGGGGUGACACCUUCUUCAUAAUAAGCAAAGGAACAGUCAAGGUGACCAGGAAAGCUCCCGAGGAAGGUGGCAGCAAUGCAGAGGAGGAGAUCUUCAUCAGAACCUUGCACAGGGGGGACUUUUUCGGAGAGAAGGCACUGCAAGGCGAAGAAUGUCGGACGGCAAACAUAGUAGCGGACGACGCGGAGGGUGUGACAUGUCUAGUCAUAGACCGAGACUCGUUCAACCAGCUCAUGAGCAACAUCGACGAAAUCCGAGGCAAACAGUACGACGAAGACGUGGGCGUCAGGCAGAGGAUCAACGAAGAGUUUGCAAACUUGAAGUUGAGCGAUCUCAGGGUAAUAGCCACACUUGGAGUUGGUGGCUUCGGGAGGGUUGAACUGGUACAAAGUGUGCACGACCCGCUGCGGUCUUUCGCCCUCAAGGUGAUGAAGAAGGCACAGAUUGUGGAGACCAGGCAGCAGCAGCACAUCAUGUCGGAGAAGAUGAUCCUGGAAGAGACAAACUGCGAGUUCAUUAUCAAGCUUUUCAAGACCUUCAAGGACAGGAAAUACUUAUACAUGCUGCUCGAACCAUGCCUGGGGGGAGAACUCUGGACAAUUCUCCGUGACAGGGGCAACUUUGACGACAACACCACGAGGUUCUACACUGCCUGCGUUGUGGAGGCUUUUGACUACCUGCACGCCAGGAACAUCAUCUACCGUGAUCUCAAACCUGAAAACAUGCUUCUGGACAUCAGUGGCUACAUCAAGCUGGUGGAUUUUGGCUUUGCCAAGAAGCUGGUGAACGGCCGCAAGACGUGGACGUUCUGCGGCACCCCCGAGUAUGUCGCUCCCGAGGUCAUCCUGAACCGGGGUCACGACAUCUCGGCCGACUACUGGUCCUUGGGGGUCCUCAUGUUCGAGCUCCUCACGGGAGCACCGCCCUUCACGGAUGCUGACUUCAUGAAGACGUACAACAUCAUCCUGAAGGGGAUUGACGCCAUCGACUUCCCAAGGUGCAUCACUCGGAAUGCAACCGCCCUCAUCAAGAAGCUCUGCAGAGACAACCCAAACGAGAGGCUAGGUUAUGGCAAGGGAGGUAUCAGAGACAUCAUGAAGCACAAGUGGUUUGAUGGCUUCAACUGGGAAGGCCUCCACACCAGGACGCUGAAACCGCCCAUUAUUCCGCAGGUUCGACACACGACAGACACGAGCAACUUUGACCGGUACCCUCCGGACACGGACGGCCCCCCUCCCGACGACACCACGGGCUGGGAUGCCAACUUUUGAUUCGUUUGCAGCAUUGGAGCUUUUGUUCGACAAAGUUGCGGCGGGGAAGAGCAAGCGCCGUUUCCUCGACUGGUGCAUCCCCACGAAACAACAAGCCCCGGCGGCACGAAGCUAGGGGCCGACGGACGGGUGCAGGACUGUCUCGACUCUAGUCUUUAAAGACGGCGUCCGAAGGCGGGCGUCUGACGUGCUGUGCGCUGAGUUUCGCCGGCACAGAGUCGGCAUGCCCUUUUCCAUCCGAACCGGCGUCUUUCCGAGCAUCGAACCACCGAACUGUGCCGGUGGUCGAGUACCAAUCUUGUCGAGACGACGCCUUAGAACGGAAAAGAUGUGCGCAGUGUUAGCAUUAGACUGGGGCGACAAAGGUUCUUGUUGUUUUCGUUCUUUAAUCUGCGACGGUCUAUUUUUCCUAAAGUCGUGCGUCGAGCUUGCGUCGUCGAGUUUACUUACGUUCCGUAUUGUUUGCCACUGCUGCUUGGUUUCUGGGGGGAACGAUUCCCAGCAUGCACGGCAGGAUUGUCAUUGGCAAGAGGCUCAGUGUGUUCUGCUGGGUUUCCUCGCUAAAUUGCAGAGCCCGGAUGUGGCUUGGGCACGCUGCACGGUUCACGUUGUAGAUUCUCUUCCGUGCCAUGGGGGCGCGGCGUGACCCCCGCGAAGCGGAAAUGCAUAGUACAAAACUCCCAGCAGAGAUUGCUUCCACUUCAUUGACCGACAUUGGUGAUUUCAUGCUUUGACUUAAACUCAUUCUCGUUCUAAUGGUGUGAACAUCUCCUUUUUUUUUUUCCUUUGGGACAGUUUUAGUUUGAUGAUUCUUUGCUAGUUUUUGUGGCACGUGCCAGAACGCGUAACAUACACACGAACAGAUAUGAGAAAGGUGUGUCUUCCAAGCUGCCUUACAGCUCAAGCUGCCUUAAAGCUCAAGCCAGCGGCUUCUUAAGCUGCUCGUUGUUUGGGUACGGACAAUGCAACCGUGGCUUGCCUCUACAACUUGGGCCUUUGACACACAAAGUUUAGGUUUUGACUAAUUGUGCCUCAAGUUCUUUUUUUUUUUUAUAUAUAUAUACAUAUAUGAUUUCUUUUUUUCAAAUUUGGUAUUGUUGACAAAGGGCACUGUGUGCUCCCGAGUACAUUUACUCUACUCCUCGAAACUUGAGUGCCAAAUAUAUGUGGUUGAGACGUGAAAAUGGGUGGCAUGAAGGUGAGCUCACUGCUAAAAAUUGCGAGUCAUGCUGGCAUACUUCAAAGUAUGGAAUUGUUCUAUAUUUUGGGCUACAGUUUUUUUUUCUAGGGUUUUUGUUUAUCAAAUGCAAUACUGAUACACUUUAGAGUUGUUGAAAAAAUAAUAAUUUUAUUGUGUCCCCAUAGUUUUUGUACAGAGUGUUAUUUUUUUUUUUUUAUAUUAUUCUAGAGUACAUUCUUUUCAUAGGCUUUAUGAACAUACUGCAAUUUGAAAAUGCUUUUGAUUUUUUGUGAAGUUCAGGGACAGAGAUUGUUGUUAACUUGUGAGGAGACCGGUGAGGCACGAAGAACAUGAGUACAUCAUCUCACAAGGCAAAAAUAAAGGUUUCAUAUUUUAA
Molecule: messenger RNA, 3999 nt
Organism: Ixodes scapularis (black-legged tick)
Lineage: Eukaryota; Metazoa; Arthropoda; Arachnida; Ixodida; Ixodidae
Gene: for
Product: cGMP-dependent protein kinase 1
Exons: 18
Coding region: 266-2422 (718 amino acids)
Biological process (GO): protein phosphorylation
Molecular function (GO): cGMP-dependent protein kinase activity; ATP binding
Source: RefSeq, a predicted model, not a curated record